This is a messenger RNA of Pangasianodon hypophthalmus (striped catfish), 5722 nucleotides long. It is a transcript of the gene acad11, whose product is annotated as acyl-CoA dehydrogenase family, member 11. Lineage: Eukaryota; Metazoa; Chordata; Actinopteri; Siluriformes; Pangasiidae. The transcript is spliced from 21 exons. Gene Ontology annotation, molecular function: flavin adenine dinucleotide binding; oxidoreductase activity, acting on the CH-CH group of donors. Gene Ontology annotation, cellular component: mitochondrion. The record is from RefSeq and is a predicted model, not a curated record. Bases 439 to 2751 code for a protein of 770 amino acids.
GGUUUUCAGGGACAUUUAAGCAGCGCGUUCACCACACGAGGACGCGAAGUAUUGUUUUCGGGACAUUACUGAGCGUUUUCUUUUACAUUGUUUACGGUUUUCUUCAUGUGUAUGACCCUGGUUUGUUUUUCGGAUUUUUGCCUUUGCCUUGCGAUUUUGUAUUAUAUUUUCUCGCUGAUUGACUUCCUGGUUUUUUCGGACUUUUGCUCUCGUUUCCUGAUUGUGUUUUUGCCUGCCGUUUCGGAUUAUUCUGCUUUCAUCUCUGCUGAUGGAUCCUACACAACCCGCCUCGGACGAGGCGUUACACUGAGCACUCAGCUCUGUCUCUACCGCCAUGUCAGAGGACCUUCAACGGGGUGGGCGAGGUUAACUUUCAGAGCACCUCCCACUGCAAAAUUAGUUGACCAAUAGAGAUUAAAGCUUCACAGCGCAGGAACUAUGGAUGAUCAGACGACCCCUGUUCGCCAGCAACAUGUUUUUAACGUAAAGAAACUGCAUCGAUAUUUGAUGGGGAGACUUCACGGCGUUUUAGAAAACACUACAUUUUCUGUGAGGCAAUACAGUUCUGGUCAGUCCAACCCAACAUUUCUCAUUCAAUCUCCACAUAAGAGCUUUGUACUCAGAAAGAAACCUCAUGGAUCUUUGCUUCCUGGUGCUCAUAAGGUGGAUAGGGAAUAUGUUGUACAGAAAGCCCUGCACUCCAUUGGCUUUCCUGUUCCUCAGCCUCUGCUUUACUGCUCAGACACAGAUGUUAUUGGCACAGAGUUUUACAUCAUGGACCACAUUCAGGGCCGUAUAUUCCGGGACCCAAGGCUACCAGGCAUCAGUGCAACAGAACGCAGUGCUCUGUAUGUAGCUGCAGUUGAGGUGUUAGCCAGACUUCACUCUGUUAAUCUCACCACCCUUGGCCUAGUAGGGUAUGGGAAAGGGGUUGGUUAUGCCAAGAGACAGGUGUCCACGUGGACAAAGCAGUACAGAGCCUCAGCCAUCAGAAGCAUUCCAGCUGUAGAUGUGCUUUCUGAUUGGCUGAGCAACAAUUUGCCGUCCAAUGAUGACCAAGUGACUCUCGUACAUGGUGAUUUUCGAAUUGACAACCUGAUAUUCCAUCCAUCAGAGGCUCGAGUGCUAGCUGUAUUGGAUUGGGAGUUAUCCACAACUGGGCAACCACUUGCAGACCUGACUUAUUUCCUCAUGCCCCACUACUGCCCUUCCCAUCUAAAUAUCAGCACUAUUCUUGGUGGAGUUACAGGGAUAGAGGGCAUCCCUCCUGCAGAAGACCUGAUCUCCAUUUACUGCCAGUGCUGUGGAAUCCCUCUUUCACUCUCACAUCAGAAUUUCUUUAUUGCCUUGGCCAUGUUUAAAAUGGCCUGCAUUGCACAGGGUAUUUAUGCAAGGUCUUUGCUGGGGAAUGCCAGUGCUCCUAAUGCGGCUCAGUUUGGCGAGAGCGUGGAACCUUUAGUUCAGCUGGCUCUGAAGAUUGCCCACAGCUCCUCAUUGGCUGUGCAAGUUCCUGAUAGGUUAUUUCUCCAGUCUGCUAAAGGUUACGCUGUCCUCCAGCAGGUUAAAGAGUUCAUGAAAAAACACAUACUGCCUGCUCAGAAGGAAGUUACUGAGUACUAUGUCAAACACUGUGAUGGCCCUGAGAGAUGGCAAACACCUCCUGUGCUGGAGGAACUAAAGGCAAAAGCUCGUGCUGCUGGACUAUGGAAUCUGUUCCUUCCUGCAGUGAGUGGACUAUCUCAGCUGGAUUACUCCUACAUUGCUGAGGAAACUGGCCGAUGCUUCUGCGCCCCUGAGGUCUUCAACUGCCAGGCCCCAGAUUCGGGGAACAUUGAGGUGCUGCAUCUGUUUGGUUCUGAGGAGCAGAAAAAGCUCUGGCUAGAGCCUUUACUGCGAGGAGACAUACGAUCCUGCUUUUGCAUGACUGAGCCAGAUAUUGCCUCAAGUGAUGCAACUAACAUGGAGUGUACCCUGCGCAAGGAUAAAGACCACUACGUCAUCAAUGGCAAGAAAUGGUGGAGCAGUGGUGCAGGCAACCCAAAGUGCAAGAUCGCCAUAGUGAUGUGCAAGAACAAGGCAUCUGACAGUAUCAGCAGACAUGAUCAGCACAGUAUGAUUUUGGUUCCUAUGGACACACCUGGUGUGAGGAAGGUCCGACCUCUUACUGUGUUUGGACAAGAUGAUGCAUGUCAUGGUGGCCAUUUUGAGAUACACUUUGACAAUGUACAUGUUCCAGCAUCCAACAUUCUUCUAGGUGAGGGUCGGGGGUUCGAGAUAGCUCAGGGUCGGCUGGGGCCAGGUAGACUGCACCACUGCAUGAGGGCAGUUGGACUGGCAGAGCAGGCACUGGAGCUGCUGUGUCAAAGAUCUGGUAGCAGAAGCACCUUUGGCAAAAGACUGUACCAACAUGAGGUGGUGGCUCAUUGGAUAGCAGAGUGUCGCAUUGCUAUUGAGCAGGUGCGACUAUUGGCUCUCCAUGCAGCUUAUAUACUCGACACACAAGGGAACAAGGCUGCAAGGAAAAAGAUUGCGAUGAUAAAGGUAGCAGCUGGCAGGAUGGCUUGUAAGGUGGUGGACUGUGCCAUUCAGGUACAUGGAGGUGCAGGAGUAUCUGAUGACGUCCCCCUUGCACACAUGUAUACAUAUGCACGAACUCUGCGUUUAGCUGAUGGUCCUGACGAGGUUCAUCUGUCCUCCAUCGCCCUAAUGGAGCUCAAGGAUCAGCUCCGACGAAGAGCUGCUAAACUCUAAACUAACCGCUACUGAAACCUUUAUUUAAUCAGUUAUGAAAUCUUAAUUCACUUUAGGCAAAUUAUAUUACUCAGCAUAAACCUAUUAAUUCUUUACUAAUAUAAGUAAUUUAUUCAUAAUUGUCAAGAGCAUUAUAGUGAUGAUGAUAAUGUGGGGUCCAAAAAUCUGAGAGCACUAGUGAAAAAGCUUCUAUUUUGCAUUCUUUUCUAAUUUAAUACAAUUUUCAUUACAAAUUAUAUUAUUGAAGACAACUUGAGUGAAAUGUAGAAUCUUUUGAAAUAUUUACAAGAAUUUCAGAGUUUCUUAGUAUUUGAUAUGUCCCCGUUUUGCUUUAAUAACAGUAUGCACUUGAACUGGCAUGGACUUCACAAGUUUGUGCAAAACCUUAUGAUCCAUUUUUGAUCAAAUCCAUUGGCAUGUCGACUGAACACAUGCUUCAAUAGAAGAGAUUAGGCAUGAGGUAAAUCUGACCUUUUGUACAAAGAAGUUAACAUGAUCAAUAUCACAACUUGCUUACAUUUAAAUAGGGAAAUAGCAGACUCUUGAAUAUUAAUUAUUUAAGAUAUUGAUAAUUUACUUUCUUUGUUUGCAAUAUUUGAACCUUCAGUUUUAUUUUCAAUUUUAAAUAAAAAAAAAAAAAUCUCAUAUUUUCAACGUGGUCUCAGACAUUUGGACCCAUUUGUGUGUGUGUGUGUGUAUGUAUAUUCACCAUCCACUUUAUUUAGAAACAACUGUACACCUGCAUAUUCAUGCAGUGAUCUAAUCAGCCAAUCAUGUAAUAGCAGCACAGUGCAUAAACUCAAGCAGAUACAUGUCAAGAGCUUCAGUUAACAUUCAGAUCAAACACCAGAAUGGAGAAAAAAUGUGAUCUCUGUGACUUUAACUGUGGCAUGGAUGUUGGUGCCAGAUGGGCUGGUUUGAGUAUUUCAGAUACUGCUUUCACACACAGCACUCUUUAGAGUUUACAUAGAAUGAUGCAAAAAACAAAAGACAUCCUGUGAGGGAAGGGUCUGCAGGCUAAAACACCUUGUUCAUGAGAGAGAUCAGAGGAGAAUGACUGGUUUAGACUGGUUUGAGCUGACAAGAAGUCUAAAAUAACCUAUUGUGUGUUCUGAGAUGCUUUUCUACUCACCACAAUUGUAAAGAGUGCUUAUUUGGGUUACUAUUACUUCCUGGCAGCUCGAACCAAUCUGGCCAUUUUCCUCCUACCGCUCUUAUCAACAAGGCAUUUCCACCCACAGAGCUGUUGCUUACUCAAUGUUUUUUGUUUUUCACACCACUCUGUGUAAAUUCUAGAAACUGUUGUGUGUGAAAAUCUCAGGAGAUCAGCAGUUUUUGAAAUUCUCAAAUCAGCCCAUCUGGUACCAACAAACAUGCCAGAGUUAAAAUCACAGAGAUCACAUUUUGUCCUCAUUCUGAUGUUUGACGCGAACAUUAACUGAAGCUCUUGACCUGUAUCUGCAUGAUUUUAUGCAUUGUGCGGCUGUGAUUGAAUGACUGGACACUGAAUGACUGAACAACUGUAUAAAUGAACAUGUGUUCCUAAAGUGAGCUUAUAGUGUACAGAGUACACAGUGUGUGUAUGUGUAUAUAUAUACUGUAUACACACACACACACCGAUCAGCCAUAACAUUAAAACCACUGACAGGUGAAGUGAAUAACAUGGAUUAUCUCGUACAAUGGCACCCGUCAAGGGGUGGGAUAUAUUAUGCAGCAAGUGAACAGUCAGUUCUUGAAGUUGAUGUGUUGGAAGCAGGAAAAAUAGGCAAGCGUAAGGAUCUGGCAAGGACCAAAUUGUAAGGGCUAGACAACUGGGUCAGAGCAUCUCCAAAAAGACAGGUCUUGUGGGGUGUUCCCAGUAUGCAUCGGUUAGUACCUACCAAAAGUGGUUCAAGGAAGGACAACCAGUGAACAGGCGACAGGGUCAUGGGUGCCUAAGGCUUGUUGAUGCUCAUGGGGAACCAAGGCUAGCCCGUCUGUUCCAAUCCCACAAAGCUACUGUAGCACAAAUUGCUGAAAAAGUUAAUGCUGGCUAUAAUAGAAAGGUGUCAUAACACACAGUGCAUAGCAGCUUGCUGCAAAUGGGGCUGCGUAGCAACAGACCGGUCAGAGUGCCCAUGCUGACCCCUGUCCCCUGCUGAAAGUGAGCAUCAGAACUGGACCAUGGAGCAAUGGAAGAAGGUGCCCUGGUCUGAUGAAUCAUGUGUUCUUUUACAUCAUGUGGAUGGCUGGGUGCAUGUGCGUCUCUUCCUGGGGAAGAGAUGGCACCAGGAUGCACUACGGGAAGAAGGCAUGUCGGCGGAGGCAGUGUGAUGCUCUGAGAAAUGUUUUGCUGGGAAACCUUGGGUCCUGGCAUUCAUGUGGAUGCUACUUUGACAUGUACCACCUACCUAAACAUUGUUACAGACCAAGUACACCCCUUCAUAGCAAUGGUAUUCCCCAAUGGCAGUGGCAUCAUUCAGCAGGAUAAUGCACCCUGCCACAGUGAAAAAAAUUGUUCAGGAAUGGUUUAAGGAACAUGACAAAGAGUUCAAGGUGUUGACUUGGCCUCCAAGUUCCCCAGAUCUCAAUCCGAUCGAGCAUCUGUGGGAUGUGCUGGACAAACAAGUCCGAUCCAUGGAGGCCGCACUUUGCAACUUACAGGACUUAAAGGAUCUGCUGCUAAAAUCUUGGUACCAGAUACCACAGCACACCUUCAUAGGUCUUGUUGAGCUUAUGCCUCAACGGGUCAGAGCUGUUUCAGUGGCGCAAGGAGGACCUACACAAUAUUAGGCAGGUGGUUUCAAUGAUAUGGCUGAUCAGUGUGUGUAUAUAUAGUAUGUAAUCCCUCAAAGAUUAUUCUGUGGUAGCAGAGCUGGUGGAAAUUCUUGCAGAUUCUGCAACUGUGCAAAUGUGAUGUACUUAUAGAAAUAAAUAUUUAACAGGUCAUUUUUAGAUUACUGGUUACUCACAUAAAACUGUUCUUUGUGCA